Molecule: messenger RNA, 324 nt
Organism: Musca vetustissima
Lineage: Eukaryota; Metazoa; Arthropoda; Insecta; Diptera; Muscidae
Product: large ribosomal subunit protein eL18-like
Exons: 4
Coding region: 1-324 (107 amino acids)
Source: RefSeq, a predicted model, not a curated record
AUGAAUCUAAAUCAGAGGAUAUUGGUGAAGCGUUACCGCUUACUCCAACGUUACACCAGGAAAAUAUUCAAUCGUAUUGUGUUAAUGCUCUUGUUUGUGAACAGUAACAACAGACCAUCCUUGCAACGCGUUGCUCAUUUCAAGACAGCCCAUCAGCCGGAAUCAACUGGUGUCAUUGUCGGAACCUUGACCGAGCUUGUGAAAAAUAAUAAUAAAUUUUUAGAUAUAGCCAAUAAGCAGGCUGAAUCACUUAAGAUGUUGGCAGAAUCUAGUGCUGCUAGAAGCGAAGGCACAAAAAUGAUGGCAGAAGCUAUCAAAACUUAG